AUGGCGUCGGCCGGCGUGCGCGUCAGCGAGCUGGGCCGCCGUAAGCGGGACGAGCUGCGUGCACGCCAGCAGCAGCGCGGCCCGGCGCCGCUCGCCAGCCUGGAGGACAUCAGCGUCGACCGCAGCGUCGACCACAGCCUGGACAUGGAGGAGAGCGAGCGGCGGCCCGGCUGGCACCAGCUGGCGCUGCCCUCGCCGCGCAUCCAGGUCAGCAAGGCCAGCAGCUCGGGCAGCGACGGCAGCGGCGCCACUUCGCCCGAGACCGACCUGCUGCGCACCGGCUUCCAGGAGGGCGCCGCAGAGCUUCUCGGCGCCACGGAUGAGCUGGGCACGCCGCAGCUGGCGCCGCGCAAGGACUCGGUCUCAUCGGCCGGGAGUGAGCUCAUCCUGCCGGCGAGCGGUCGCAGCAGCCGGCUCUCCUCCUUCUGCUCGACGGCGUCCGGGCGUCGCUCCGUCUCGCCGUACCGCACCAUGCUGGAGACGUCGUUCUGCGGCAGCCGGCCGCUGCGGCGCGCCUGCCCCUCGCCGACGGUGGAGAGGCGCGCUCGCCCCUCGCCGAUGGCGGAGAAGCGCGCCUGCCCCUCGCCGAUGGUGGAGCGGAGCGCCUGCCCCUCGCCGCCGGUGGAGAGGCGCGCCUGCACGUUGCCGCCGCACCAGGCGCCGCCGCCGGCCGCCGGCCGUAAAAGCUCGCUCGUCCAGAUACACCGGCGCGAUGAGUCGCUCAGUCCGGCCAAGACGCCUGAUUCGCCGUCGCCUCGGCGCAAGUCGUCCUUCAGCCGCCUGCUGCGCGAGGCGCGCAGUGAGCUGCGCGAACGCAGUCGCUCGCGCAGCAAGUCGAAGGAGCACGACAGGGAGGACGGUAAGGGAUCUAUCCUCAGUCUAUUCAAGCGGAAGAAGGAUCAAGCGCCGCGGAAGUCCGAUGCAGGCUGUGAACGAACGCCCACGCGGUCACCGUCUUUGGAGAACCGACUCGAAGAGAACAUCAACAAGGUAGAGUUCAAGUUCUACGACGGCGAUUCGCCCGCUCCGACCGCACCUCACUGCAACAGCGUCUCGCCUGCCGUGGAGGCGAAAGAAAGGAAAGGACCGGACGCGCCGGUGGUGAAGGGCUACGGCGACGUCAUGAAAGAGCUCAACUCAACGCUGCACCAGCGGACGCCGCGGUCGGCCGGCGACGCGCCGCCGCCGGCACUGCCUGUGAAAUCGCCGUCUCGCCAGCGCCACCAGUUCGGCGCCUCGUCUGUCGAGCACGACCUGCCGCGGCCGGCGCCAGCGCAGCCGGAGCACAGGGUGCCGCCACAGGGCGGAGCUGGCACGGUCGCCACCGAGACGAGGCAGGCGACGGCGCACCAAAGCGACGCGGACGCUGAGGCGCGUUCAGUGCGCUCGUCCGGCUCGGACAAGGAGUCGUCGGCGGCCGAGCCGGCGGCGGCGGCCGGCCCGGACGUGGAGGCGGCGCAGCUUUUCCAGGCCGACUCAGACGAGGAUGAGCUGCCGUACGUGCCGACCACGCUGCCGCAGGAGCGGCCGUUGCAGCAGCCCAUCGUGCCGGUGGAGCAGCGCGGCCAGGCGAUGCGCUGCACGGCAGGCCUGCAGCGGCCGCACGCGACCCGCGAGUUCACGCCCGCCGACAUCGGCCAGUUCGUUAGCGACACAACUGACAGGCGCCACGCCGCCCGCCCCGCGCGUGCGCAUCCUCAUCCCGCAGGACAGCCUCAAGUUGAUCCGCACGCCCAAGCGCAUGGUCGUGAAGAGUUGGUCGCAGUUCGCGCACGAGGGCCUGCAGAGCCCGCGGCUGCGGCGUCAGGCGCACGCCGGAGACACGCUGACGGAGACCACCGACUCGGGAGAGAGUCCGCGCGUGAGCGCGCUUCGCUCCGCGCCUUCGCUGGUGGAGGAGGAGGAAGCGUCGCCGCCGGCCGCCAGCCCGGCGGCAGCGCCCAGCUCAUGGGUCCGCGUGGCCGAGCUCUGGCGGCCAGCACCAGCUGCGGGCAGCUGUCGCGCUCGCCGGUGGAGCUGCGUCAGAUGGAGCUGCGCCGCGAGGAGAUCGAGACGCGACUGAGCGGCGCCGGCUGCGCGCUGCUGCACCAGCAGACCACCGUGCUGGCCGACACGCUCGAGGAUGCCACUCUCAGCUACCUCCGCGCCGUGGAGCAGAACCGGCCGUCGCGCUCGCCGUCGCCGCACAAGAUGCUGAUCGAGACGUCGUUCUGCGGCCGGGCGCCGCUGCAGCCGCCCGGCUCGUUCGAAAUGGAUGACCUGGUGGACAUCUCGCAGCUGCCCAGCGAGACGGGCUCUCUGCACACGGACACGGACAGCAGCGGCCGCCAGAGCCAGGACGGAUGCGUCUGUCGCUGCCACAGCGACGCUGAGGAGCAGGAGCAGGAGCAGGAGCCGGUCGAGCGCGAGCGGGGUCAGGAGCUGCAGGAGAGGCUUUCCAACGGCAGGGAAGAAGGAUAG
Pollicipes pollicipes is the source of this 2460-nucleotide messenger RNA. RefSeq names its product serine/arginine repetitive matrix protein 1. Lineage: Eukaryota; Metazoa; Arthropoda; Thecostraca; Pollicipedomorpha; Pollicipedidae. The record is from RefSeq and is a predicted model, not a curated record. The coding region runs from base 1 to 2460 and encodes 819 amino acids. The transcript is spliced from 6 exons.